AUGGACCCUCUGUGUGGCGGCUGCGUGUCCUCUGGCUCCGUCCCUCAGCCCAGCAUGAUGUGGCCGGUGCAGGCGUCAGGUUCCUCUUUCCCCGCCUGGCCUGGGACCGCCACGCAGUUCACCCAGGCAGCUCCGCCACAGCCCCAGAACCCCUGCUGGAACGGACAGCCAGGUACGACUCCAUGCUGGAGCGUCCCCUCACAGCAGAUGCCCUCCCCUGUCCUGGCCCCUGCCCCUGUGCCGAUGUCUGUGCCCGCCCCUGCCCCUCCUCCUGCCCCCAUGAUGGUACAAGCUCCACAGAUGGUGCCCGCCCAGGUCCAAACCCCCAUGGUUUCAGUCCCUGCAGUGGCCCCUCCUCCAGCCAUGGUCCAGACCCCAGCCCCGGUCCAGCCCUGCCCCACUCAGACCUGCUGGACCCCCGCCGCUCCGGCCGUGCCCACCCAAGUGUCCACCCCCAUGUCCACCCCGGUGCCCUCUACCAUCCCCGCCCCUGUCCUCACCCCUGCCCCCAUCACCGCCCCUGCCGCAGCGCCCUCUUCUGGCCAGCGCCCGUACAUCUGGCCCCCCCGCCCCAGCUGGUACCACCCGGGGCAGUCUGGGUGGCCCGGGCAGCACCCAAACUUCCUGCCCCCGAACUGGCUCCCACCCACAUCAGGACCACUGAGCGUGCCGUACAACCUGAACCUGUCCAGAGGAGUCUACGACAAAAUGAUGAUGACCAUCGUGGGACAGGUCAAACCAGACGCUAAAAUGUUCACUGUGAACUUCCUGAAGGGGAAUGACAUCGCGUUCCACGUGAACCCGCGCUUCAGUGAGGGCGGCAAACAGGUGCUCGUCCGGAACCAUAAAGUGGGCGACCGCUGGGGCCCCGAGGAGAGGGACCUGAAGGGGGCGUUUCCAUUCGCCAAGGGGAGUCCGUUUGAGAUGAAGAUCCUGUGCACCCAUGAGUCAUUCAGGGUGGCAGUGAACAACCUCCCACUGUUUGAGUUUAAGCACCGCGUCACCGAGCUGAACCAGGUCAACCGCAUCAACAUCCUGCACGACGUCAUCCUCAACUUCGUGCACGUGGAGACGCUGCCAUAG
Messenger RNA from Boleophthalmus pectinirostris (great blue-spotted mudskipper), 1083 nucleotides. Its product is annotated as galectin-3. The record is from RefSeq and is a predicted model, not a curated record. NCBI's taxonomy places the organism in Eukaryota, Metazoa, Chordata, Actinopteri, Gobiiformes, Gobiidae. The transcript has 6 exons. Gene Ontology annotation, biological process: neutrophil chemotaxis; monocyte chemotaxis; negative regulation of extrinsic apoptotic signaling pathway. Bases 1 to 1083 code for a protein of 360 amino acids. Gene Ontology annotation, cellular component: immunological synapse; nucleus. Gene Ontology annotation, molecular function: laminin binding; carbohydrate binding; IgE binding.